UUUAUACUGACGGAGCCCAUCUCAGGGCCUGGCCAGUCGGAGCUGCGCAUGCGCACCGGAGCAGCGCUAAUGGCGGAGAGCGUGCGGUCGCCGUUCGAUUACCGGGAGCCCCCGACCCUCGACAGCGACGGGGAUGGAGGAAAGCCGCCGCGCGGGCGAGUGUGUGGCAGGAAGAGGAAGGGGACGCCGGUGAAGGUGUGUGAAAGAGCGGCGUAUGUGACGGAGGACGAGGAGGAGAGUCUGUCUGAACACAGUUACAGCCCAGGAGAUGAUCAGUACACCGAGGGAGCCGGAGACAGUGUUCCUCCGCCGGGCGGCCCGUACUACCUCACCGACCCGUCACAGCUCUGUGUGCCUGAGCUGGCUGAAGAGGGCGCUAGCGGCGUCCGCGGCCCUGUGCUGUUCCACCCCCCGCCCAACUGCAGGAUUAGAGAGGUGCAUUGUGGGAGUCAGGUCCGGCUCGUCGUCAUAGCCAUUCGAGACAUUGCCAAAGGCGAGGAGAUCACCGUGGACUACAGCCUGAGCGACUGGGGAGAGAAUGCCAUGGGCUUUCAUACUUCGGUGUCCCCACGUGGGUUUGAAUGUGGAUUCAACCCAGAGAGCACCAUCAAGAAGGAGGAGGAGCCGGGCUCACUGCCUCUGUCUCUCACUGUUUCUGACUACCUCACUCCGUCCUGGUCUCUGUCUCCCUCCUCCUCUCCGCUGUCUCACUCCGAGGCCAGCGACUCCGACCGAGAGGAGGAGGAGGAGGAGGAAGACGACGAUGACGACGACGACGAGGAGGACCUGGACGAUCUGCGGGGACGCAUGAUGAGACGCCGCAAGAAACGCAAAACCUCGGCGACCAUCAAGAAGAAAGCCCAGCCCCGCCCCCUGUCCUUCACAUGCCCCGCCCCUUCCUCACCGCCGUCCUUCCAGCAGCCUCUAGCCCCGCCCACCACCAACAUAAACAACAAUAUAAACAUAAACAUCGGCGCGAGCGGCACGCUCUCCCGCAGACAGCACUGUCCCUACUGCGGCCGUCACUUCCGCUCCCUCGCUAGGCACCUGGAGAAACACCACGAGCAGCAGCCCGAGGUCCGAGCCGCCAUGGAGCUGUCGCACCCCCCCAAUCAAGACGCCUCCUCGCACCCCUUCUCCUCUCCCCCUCAGCCCUCGGCCGUCCUGGGAACCACCUCCCUGUUCUCCCGCGAGCGAGACGCUUUGUCUUCGCCUCCCAAAUCGGCAGGAGUCUCUUUCUCGCUCUCGCUGUCUCCUCCCCCCGCCUCCAGCUCCUCAAAGAAGAGCUCCGCGAUGAAUGUGACGCCUAGGAAGGGCACUAGGAAGAGCCCCGGCGUCUCGCCCAACCCUCCCGCCCGGAGGGGACGGCCGCCGAAGAAGCAGAAAGAACUGCAGCUGAAGAAGCAGGAGGAGGCAGAGCGAGCGAAAGAGGAGGCGCCUGGGAAACAGGAGGAGAAUGAAGACGAGGAGGACUUCGACGCAAGGUCAGGUGUCAGAGCUUGUGUUUGGUAG
Molecule: messenger RNA, 1512 nt
Organism: Cyprinus carpio (common carp)
Lineage: Eukaryota; Metazoa; Chordata; Actinopteri; Cypriniformes; Cyprinidae
Exons: 6
Coding region: 49-1512 (487 amino acids)
Molecular function (GO): protein binding
Source: RefSeq, a predicted model, not a curated record